Caenorhabditis angaria is the source of this 5195-nucleotide messenger RNA. NCBI's taxonomy places the organism in Eukaryota, Metazoa, Nematoda, Chromadorea, Rhabditida, Rhabditidae. The record is from the annotation of a GenBank genome assembly.
AUGAAAGGAGGGAAAAAUUUCAAUUUUCAGGGUUGGCCCAGUGCCAAUACAAUCAGCAUCGACAAUGAAAUCAUUGGUGAACCCGACAUCGAAUGUCUAGAAGACGAAAUCCGAAUAUGGAUCAAAACUAGGAAAAUAUUCGCAGGUCGAAUUUAUGCAAAAGGUCGAAGUGAACUCGAAGAUUGUUAUAAAGACGAUUUCGCCACGCAACGCACCAAAAAACCCCAUUUUGAUCUACAAUUUGGCGCGUGUGGAAUGAAAAGUUUGCGAAGUGUCGAUCCACGUGGAAUGUAUUAUGGGAUUACGGUAGUUGUGUCGUUUCAUCCGUUGUUUAUUACGAAAGUUGAUCAGGCUUAUCAUGUUAAAUGUUUCUUUGAGGAAGCGAAUAAAGGAUUAACAGCGGAGUUGGGAGUUAGGUAAGAAUUUUUUGAAACGUAAUUUUUUCUGGUUUUGAAAAGUUGAUGAUUUUCAGAUUUUUUUUGAAUUCAAAAUUGUUAAGAAUCAACAUUUUUUAGAUCAGAAUUUUUGAUUAACCAAAAAAAAUCCCAGCGAAAUCACAUUCAGAAUUUAAAACUGGCUCACUAGGCGCUGCUCCUUGACAAUUGAAUUCUCUAGUCGCUGCCCCUUGAGAACUAGGCUCUCUAGGCGCUGCUACUUGACAAAUGAAUUCUCUAGGCGCUGCUCCUUGACAACUAGGGUUUCUAGGCGUGGCUGCUUGAGAACUAGGUUCUCUAGGCGCUGACUCUUGCCAACUAGGGUUUCUAGUCGCUGCUCCUUGACAAUUGAAUUCUCUAGGCGCUGAUCCUUGACAUUGAGGUUCUCUAGGCGCUGAUCCUUGAUAAUUGAAUUCUCUAGGCGCUGCUCCUUGACAAUUGAACUUCCUAGGCGCUGCUACUUGACAACUGAACUUUCUAGGCGCUGAUCCUUGACAACUAGGUUCUCUAGGCCCCUUGACAAUUGAAUUCUUUAGGCGUUGCUUCUUGACUUUGAGGUUCUCUAGGCGCUGCUACUUGACAAUUGAACUUUCUAGGCGCGGCUACUAGACGUGAAUCUUCCGUAGGCACAGCUCCUUGCUAUCUAGAAAAUACCUCUCGAUUCGGGUCCUAGACAAUCAGGUUUUCUAGGCGCGGCUACUAGGCACUAAUCCUUGAGAAGUUAAAAACCUCUUGAACACCUUCUGAUCUCUCCCUGAUUUCCAGCAUGAUCCCAACAUCCGAACUCGAAGCUCGUCACGGAAUUCCCGGCUGUUCCUACUCGAUCCACUCCUCCUCAAUCGAUGAUUUGGAUGCUGGUAGACCUGCGGGGCAACCGAUUCAAUUCGCAAGAGUCGGUGAUCGAGUUGUUCAUCAGUGGCAUUGUAAUGAUCGUGAGUUGCUCUAACUUCAUUGCUCAUCUUAUAUUUUUUUUUUUUUAGAAAUGUACGGAGUUCUAAUCAAUAAUUGCUACGUCACAGAUGGUUUCGGCAAAAAAGCGGAUGUCAUCGACGACAAAGGGUAACCUUAAACUUUUUUUUAAACAUACAAAUCAAGCUUCAACAAUUUUCAGCUGCCCCAUAAAUCCAAUCCUAAUCACCGGGAUUCGUUAUUCAUCCGAUCUUCAGCGAGCCUACGCCGAAAGUUCAGUCUUCAAAUUCGCCGACAAACCAGGCGUCUGGUUUUUCUGCCAAGUUCAAAUGUGUAUGAAGAAGCAUGGAAUGUGUGAUGGCAUCACGGUGAGUCAAAUCUUCAUCAGAAAAAAAUUAACCAAAUUCUUCUAGCCUCCAUCUUGCGGUUCAAUGUCAAAAGUGAUUGAUAGUUUCGAGACUGACGAAACUCCACAUCGUCGAUUAUCCACACCGAAUCCCGAUUAUGAAUAUGUUGAUGAACAGACAUCAACGACCAAAAAACAGCGAGGAAAUCGCAUUCGAACCACAACAAAACCAUCGAAUGAUUAUGAAUAUGAAGGAGAUGAGGCGCCAAAAUUACACAGGUACUUUAGGAUUAGGGAAAACAUAUUGAUCUACCAAGAAAAGAAUUUUCAGCCCGAAUUCAAAUUCCUAUAACGGAGCAGUGACACAACCUUUGGAUUACGAUUCAUCAAAUCCAGUCACCGCGUUCUCACCACCUAUCAAUCCUGUUACUGUGAGUUUUGGCGGGGAAAUUUUGGUUCUGAAAAUUUUUUCACUGAAAAAUUGGUUCUAGAUUUUAAAAAAAGAUGAAUUUCCGAUAACUCAUGAAGCUUUCAGACUUUAGGAAUUUUUUAGCCUAGGCUUCUCCUUCUUGAGCCUAGUCUGAGUCACGUCCGGACCGGGGAUCGAACCUCUGAGCUCUGAGAUUUUUGAAGUCACAAAAAUCAAGAACGAUUUUUUUUUCAGAAUUUUUAAAAUUAUUAUUUUUUCGUCCAUGAAAUUUGAAUUUAAAACUUUCUUGAAUUCCGAAAUAAAAUUUCCAUUUACCAAAAACUUCCAGAUUUUGAAUUUUCAUUGAAAAACUUGAGUCUCAGUUUUCUGAUCCCCAGAAAUCCAACUAUUUGCCACGUGGCUUUUCGGCCCCCCAAAAUCCAAAAUUCAAAAUUUCCAGCCAACCCAAGAAAGCGUCUCAAAAACGUUCGAAACCGAAGACGAUCUGCUCUCCUCCUCCUCCAACAAUCUAUCGCCAACAACAACAAUCGAGCCACCAAAAAGCAAAAAAAUAUCAAAAAGUGAGUGUGACUCAUGAGUUAGACCAAUUAGUGUUUCCCUUGUAAGAAAAACUGGUCACUUUUUACAAAUUGAUGUAGGUCAGAGACAGGCUAAUUGAAGUAGAGAAAAAGGCUAACGAAACUGGAUUCUUGUUAGAUAUUUCAAAAAUAAAAUACAAAAUUGUUGCGAAAUUUUUGGGAAAAAUUUUUUAUAGGGGAAUCUAACAAGGAAUGGUUUUCAAUGUUCCCCCAAGGAAAAACCGAGAGUAUGUGGAAUGUUGAAGGUUCCCGUGGGUAAGAAAAACCCUAACGGGAAUAAGGAGAGAAAUGCCUUAUUCUCGAGAAAAAAUGUCUUUUAGGUCGAUUUUUACACCAUUUUUUGAUUUUUAGAGCAUCUGUAACUCGAUUUUGAAUCUAUUUCAUGAACUUUUGAGUCGUGGAAGUUGUUCAGAAUGGUCGAUUACGUGUUUGUGAAACUUUUUAUCAAAAACUUAGACAUUCUUUGAAAUUUGGUUUUUUUAGUCGGGAUUUUUCUGAUCAAAUGGUCACCAAAAAACACAAAAAAUAAUUUUUUCCAUUUUCAAAUGAACGGAACUUGAAAAAUUUAUGACGGUCAACAGACGUAAUUUGGUCCGUAGAAUCCAAAAAUCAUAGUCUCGAUUCACACAAACUUCUCCUUCACAACGAAAACUUUGAUUUUCUAUGAAUUUUUCAAACUGGAUUUUUGAUUUAGUGGACUUUUGGGACCAAAAUUAUUUUAUUCCUAAUUUUAGUCGGAGUAAUACUAAAGUACGCCGUUUGCGCUAAUGGAUUUUUAGACUGACAUUUUUCAUCAAUUUUGAAAAAAGUUUCGAUUUUUCUAAAAAAUUUCAUCGCAAAAAUCAAUAACACCAAAAUUUUCUAAAACAAGGCAUUUUUCUCCUUAUUCCCGUUAGGGUUUUUCUUACCCAUGGGAACCCUCAACAUUCCACAUACUCUCGAUUUUUUCCUUGGGGGAACAUUGAAAACCUUUCCUUGUAAGGAACCGUCAGAAAAUAUCAAAUUCUGGCCAGGAUUACUGUAGCUCAAAAAAUUUCACAAUUUUGAAUUAUUUUCAGGCGGUGACUACAAUGAUUAUGAUGAAGUUACAAUUCCACCAAAUCUCACAGAUCUAUUGGCAAAUUUGCCGGAUGAUAUAAGCAGUGAUAGUUUGCAGAAAAUGUUAAGGUAACUUCCCACAACUUAAGACGUAAACCCUAAAAUUAUAUUUUUAGGGACUCUGUUGAUGAUCCAAAAGCGUUGCUCGCGGAGUUCGAUAAAAUGAUGAAGAAGAAGAACAAGAAGAAGACUCGAAAUAUGCGAGAUUUGAAGAAAUCUGGCGAUUUUCGAAGUGGCGAGAAGAUCGAUCAAAUUGAAGUUGAUUGGACAUCGACGAGGCGGCGAGAUAUACCGGCUGAAGAUGAAAAUGAGUUGAGGGGGAAGAAUGAGGAGAAACCAAUGAUUGCUGGACAAUUAUUGAUUUAUGAUUUAGAUGAGGAAAUGCCGAAUGAGUUGAAGGAAAAUGGAAAUGAGAAAGGUAUGCGUAAAUUUCUGAACCUUCUAAAAAUUGUCGAAGGUUUCCAAAAAUUAACAUUUUGGAAAGUUGUUCUUCGCAGAGGAAAACAAAUUUUUCUCAAUUUUCCUAUUAAAUUUUGAGCUGUUUAGAAAUUUAGACUGAAAAACUAUAUAAAUUUUGAAACAGUAGAUUUUCGGAAUUACAAUUUCAAAUGAAAUUUCUCAAAGUCUGGCAUUGAAAUCCAAAUAAAAUUUCAAAACUCAUAACAAUUUUGAAACGUAUAUUUUUCAGGGUAAAAUUUCACUGGAAAAUUCUAUUCAAAAACUUGUAGCUCUCCAAAGAAAAUAAUUUUCGUGGGAUUUUUUUUGUUCCAAUUUUUCUGGGCAAGGACUUUCCGAAAAAAUUAUUUGGCUCACAGAAAAAUCACUUUUUUUCAAUUUUCCUAUGAAGUUUUGAGCUAUUUGGACUUUUAGGCUGAAAAAUAUAUAAACUUUGAAACAGUAGAUUUUCAAAAUUACAAUUUCAAAAAGAAUAUAUCAGAAAUUUGGGAUUGAAAUCCAAAUAAAAUUUCAAAACUCAUAAAAAUUUUGAAACGUAUAUUUCUUUGGAUUUUUUUUUCGGAAAAAUUUUCCGAUUAAAACUUAAAUUUCCCACACUUUGCUGACGUGGCAAUUCAACCCCCAAAAAACUCACAAAUCCCCCCAUUUUCCAGCCAAUUCUCCAUCCACAUGUUCUCCUCCAAUCUCCAAAGCAGCUCUAAUGAUAAUUUUUGCAUUCAUCGGUGCACUUCUAGCAAUUCUCAUCGCAAUAAUCAUGGGCCUAUUCAUCCGCCUAAAAUAUCCCAGUGAGUUAUAUAAUAUCUUCAUACCGUAAUCCUCUCUGAUUUAAAGGCACAUCAUCCGACAAUUCAUCAUGUUCCUCAUCCUCCGUCUUCCCAUUCGCUCAACAAACUCAAAAACGAUACUUUUUCGAAUCAACAACUUCUCCAGAUGCUUCUAAUUAA